Molecule: messenger RNA, 687 nt
Organism: Aspergillus welwitschiae
Lineage: Eukaryota; Fungi; Ascomycota; Eurotiomycetes; Eurotiales; Aspergillaceae
Exons: 1
Coding region: 101-613 (170 amino acids)
Source: RefSeq, a predicted model, not a curated record
UGGUUACUUCUCCGCAGCUGAUAAGAGUGACAAGGAGGGGGCUAGGUGUCACCAAGUCGAUGACUGCAGUUGGGUUCCGUGCGGAGAUGAGGAGCUGGAGAUGAAUCCCAAGCCGCAGGUGCGCCACGAGCCCGUUGAAAGUCUUAACGGUCAGUGCGAGAAACUAAAAGUUGAGACCGAUGAGAUAAGGCGAACCCAAGCGGGACCCGCGGCUUUCUGUAUAGCGGCCGAUCAUCGAUCCACCGCUGCUGCCAAUCGUCGUGCUCAGAACAGCCGUUGGGCACUCUGCGUGGAUCGGAUUUUGAUGUCUCAGAUCAGAAAGUGCAUGACACAGUACUCUAAUUCUUUCCCAGGCAUUGCCUCCAGACUUAUCUUUUUAGGUCACACUGAUCGUCGCCACGAGGGGGCGGGCUAUGCAUGGCUUGCGUGCUUCCGAGCGGAAACCUUAUCGGAUUCGAUUUUGUUGGCUAUGUGCACACGGCAAUGGCAUUUGAAAAUGAUUUACGCUGAGAAUCCAUACAAUACAGCCAGAGCAGGUCUAUGCUCGGCCAGACAGAAGCAGAUCAAACAAGCACCGGGUAAUAUAUCACAUCACGUCACUCUCCUCCGUUGAACUCUAGUCAUCGAACGUGUAGCGCAGCCACUCGCCCACCGCCCGCAAGCUCUCCCACCGCACCGACUCGUCCU